Molecule: messenger RNA, 855 nt
Organism: Prunus armeniaca (apricot)
Lineage: Eukaryota; Viridiplantae; Streptophyta; Magnoliopsida; Rosales; Rosaceae
Source: the annotation of a GenBank genome assembly
AUGACGAGCUUCCAAACCAUCUCGUCCGUAAACCCCAUGGUCAAAUUUUCGGAGCAAGUAACCACCAUGACCAAGCUCAUCACCCACGAAAACCAAAACUCGCCUGUGAACCCGACCCAUCUCCCACCAAAGCUCGUCCGGAUCAUACUCACAGACGCCGACGCCACCGACUCCUCCAGCGACGAAGAAGACAGCGGCGUCCGCAGAGUCAAACGACAUGUCAGACAGAUCAGCCUCGAGCUCUCUUCACCUUCCUCCUCCUCCUCCCCUUCUUCUUCUUCUUCAUUUUCUUCGGGUCAUUCCAAACGGCUCAGAAAAGGCCAACGACCCACCAAGAAACUCGGGUCGAGGUCGCCGGGAUCCGACCAGACUCGGCGGAACAAGUUCCGAGGAGUCCGCCGGCGACCAUGGGGUCGAUGGGCAGCUGAGAUCCGUGACCCGACGCGGAGAAAACGGGUCUGGCUUGGAACCUUCGACACGGCGGAGGAAGCCGCCACUGUUUACGACAGAGCCGCAGUGUUGCUCAAAGGUCCUGACGCCGUCACCAACUUUCCUAACGCCGCUAUGACGGAAGCCACGGUCGUUACUGACAUGGUGGUCCCGGCGGCGGAGGAGAGCUACGGGUGCGGAUCAUUUACGCCCAACGAGGCUGCCACGUCGCCCACUUCCGUUCUCCGGUACGACGAGUUAACGCCGUUCGACGGUUUCCGUUACGGCGAGGUGGACGCCUUUGGGUUCGAUAUCGACCUGCCAUUAAGCCUGCCCGAUAUUAUGUUGUCGAAUAAUAACAACUUUGCUCACGACGAGUUCGGCGAGUUUGACGUCAACGAUUUCUGGGUUGACGUCAUAUGUUAA